AUGGACAUCACACUUCAUAAGCUCAAAUACGCGAUGGGGAAGGAACCUGUGAAUGGAUUCAAGGCGAUAGACAAGUACUCGGACUUCAAGUACAUUGCCAAGGUGAAGGAGAUACUUGGGCUUGAGCAGUUUAAGAGAAUCGAGGACUCUUUCUUGGGUCCGGUUUUGCAGUUCUGUUCGAGGGAUCUAUCUAUGUCAGGAAAGAUGAACCACACAAUUCUGACCAAGACCCUGAAAACCAAGAAAGAAAAGGAGCAGUGGUUUCAUUUUGGUGGACAUCCUAUGAGGUUCUCUAUAAGAGAAUUCCAUAUGAUCACGGGGCUGAAAUGCACCGAAUGGUUGCCUGCUGAUGAGGAAGAGGCAAACCACUAUGAUUGGUCUCGAUUGGAGAAUGGACAUUCACCCUACGACCUGAUAGAACUCAUGGUCGAAGCCGGAGAGGAUGCUCAUGAUGAGAGGUUUUCUUUGGCUAUGGUGCUGCUCAUAGAGACAAUUUUUCUUCAUAGGUAUUCGAAGGCUAUGUUCCCAACAUCCAAUCUACAAAAAGCGCAACACAUAGAUGUAUUGCUGAAUCAUCACUGGGGGAUAGAUGCUUACGAAAUGCUGCUAAAAUCAGUGAAGAAGACUGUAGAGAAGAAUCUAGAAAAGUCCAAGUACCCUCUGGACGGGUUCCCUUAUGCGCUUCACCUAUGA
Thlaspi arvense is the source of this 693-nucleotide messenger RNA. NCBI's taxonomy places the organism in Eukaryota, Viridiplantae, Streptophyta, Magnoliopsida, Brassicales, Brassicaceae. The record is from the annotation of a GenBank genome assembly.